AUGGGGAAUGACUCGGCGACGCGCACGUCAUUGCCACUGUCGCUCGUGCUGCUUCUGUUGUUCAGCCUGGCAGACGGUUCAGAUGGUGGACUCAGCCAGCUGCACGUGAUAGGCGCCGGAAUGCCUCGAACGGGCACCACCAGCUUGCGUGCAGCGCUGCGCAAACUUGGGUUCCGGGCUUUCCACAUGCAGGACAUCAUGGCAUCCAGCCGGCAUUCAAGGGCAUGGCUAGAUUUUGUCACGGAUCAAAGCAGCUUUGAUGACCUGAUAGAGCACAUCCUCAGAUCUGACUUCAACGCGACGGUCGAUGCUCCGUUCAACCAUUUCGUAGAUCAACUGGUGAAGCGGUUUCCGCUUGCAAAAGUGAUCCUCACUGUUCGAGACAGUAAAGACUGGGCCCAAAGCAUGGCCAAGUUCAAUUUCUUCAUGGAGGCCACGCGGCAGCGUCCCUUCAAUUGGGUUGAGCCCUUCCGCUCUCUCGAGCUGCUGGCACAGCGACUGCCGAGGAAAAUCAAGAUGAAACCGCGGGUCAUCAGGCACAUCUGGGAGUUCGAAGACGAGUAUCUCGCUCGUGUGCAAGCUGACUGGAUGCAGCAAGUGCAGGAGGUCGUACCAUCUGAGAAGCUGUUGGUUUUCAAUGUGUCCGAUGGAUGGGGGCCGCUUUGCAAGUUCCUCGACAUGCCUGUGCCACCCGGCGAGUUCCCGAACCUCAAUCAGGGCACCAAGGUGCAAGUUUGGGGCUACUUGCUGCACUUCGUUUGCUGGACCUGGCCAGCGUAUCCCGUGCUCUUGUUCCGCCAUGCAGUCAAAUGCAUGUGCCGUUCCUGCCAGCGCAAAGGGCACAAGCAGUCUUAA
Molecule: messenger RNA, 855 nt
Organism: Symbiodinium sp. CCMP2592
Lineage: Eukaryota; Dinophyceae; Suessiales; Symbiodiniaceae
Source: the annotation of a GenBank genome assembly